Molecule: messenger RNA, 2296 nt
Organism: Lontra canadensis (Northern American river otter)
Lineage: Eukaryota; Metazoa; Chordata; Mammalia; Carnivora; Mustelidae
Gene: ENTR1
Product: endosome associated trafficking regulator 1
Exons: 10
Coding region: 95-1396 (433 amino acids)
Biological process (GO): positive regulation of cilium assembly; regulation of cytokinesis; positive regulation of protein localization to cilium
Cellular component (GO): centrosome; recycling endosome; midbody
Source: RefSeq, a predicted model, not a curated record
GGGCGGGCGACUCGGGCCGCGGCCGGGGUGGAGCCGGGGCCAUGGGGCCGCCGCUGCCGGGCUAGGGAGGGCCGGCGCCGCCGGGCCCGCGGCGAUGGCGGGCUACGCGCGCCGCCCGGGCGUCCCCCCGCUGUCGCGAGCCCGGAGCCUCGUCAUUCCGGACGCCCCCGCGUUCUCUGAGCGCCGGUCCUGUCUGCCCCAGCUAGACUGUGAGCGCCCCCGUGGCGGGGGCCUGGACUCCCACUUCCUCGGCAUUCGGCCGACGUUUAUGUGCUAUGUGCCCAGCCCGGUGCUAGCUUCCGUGGGAGACACAGAUUUUGGCUACGGAAAGGGGAAAUGUACUAAGCAAGGUGUGCCAGGAGCCCAAGAGACACAUUUUGGAGACGAUAAACUUGAAGACCUUGCAGAGGCCAAUCCGUUCUCCUUUAAAGAGUUUCUAAAAACCAAGAACCUCAGCUUGUCAGGAGAGGAUCCAGGCAACAACAGAAUUUAUUCAAAGGAAGCCACGAGACACACACUGGGACUUGGCCGCAACUCCCCGACCUCCCAGACCGUGGGAUAUGGCAUGGAAUAUCAGCAGCCAUUUUUUGAAGACCCCACGGGAGCUGGCGAUCUUCUGGACGAAGACGAAGACGAGGAUGAGGACGACGGGUGGAACGGAGCCUACUUGCCGUCCACUGUGGAGCAGACCCGCCCCUCGGGGGUCGCUGCCAGCACAUCACCCUGUAGCACAUACAUCUCCUUUUUCUCCACCCCAUCGGAGCUGGUGGGGCCUGAGACCCUGCCCCCGUGGACGCUGAGCGACUCUGAGUCUCGGGCCUCUCCACCAGGGAGCCCCAGCACGGACUUCGCGGCCCAUGGAGAGUCCCUGGGAGACAGGCAUCUCCGGACACUGCAGAUUAGCUACGAAGCAUUGAAAGAUGAAAACUCGAAGCUGAGAAGAAAGCUGACAGAGGUCCAGAGCUUCUCUGAGACUCAAACAGAAAUGGUGAGGACACUGGAGCGAAAGCUGGAAGCGAAAAUGAUCAAGGAGGAAAGUGACUACCACGACCUGGAGUCUGUAGUCCAGCAGGUGGAGCGGAACCUGGAGCUGAUGACGAAACGGGCUAUGAAGGCAGAAAAUCACGUCAUGAAGCUGAAACAGGAGAUCAGCUUGCUCCAGGCACAGGUAUCCAACUUCAAGCGUGAGAACGAAGCCUUGCGCUCCGGCCAGGGCGCCAGCCUGGCAGUGGUCAAGCAGAACACCGACGUGGCCUUGCAGAACCUCCGUGUUGUCAUGAACAAUGCCCACUCCUCAAUAAAGCAGCUGGUUUCGGGAGCUGAAACGUUGAAUCUUGUUGCUGAAAUCCUUAAAUCUAUAGACAGAAUUUCUGAAAUUAAAGAUGAGGAGUCUUGAGAACCCUGACGUGCUUCUGGGCCGUAGCCUCGCUCACAGCCAGACGUCUCUGCUCACCAGAUUUGGAAAUGCCGUCGUGUCUUCAAAUAUGUCGUGCUCACCCGUAGUAAAGCUAUUUAUCAUGACCUGCUAAUUUCGUGACCUGCGAAGUGUGAGCAGCCUCUGCAGGGAGAAGCAGCCCCUGUGUGAGAGCCGCACCGGCUUCUCCGCAGCCCUUCUGGGGGCUCGAGCUCCCGCUACUUCCCAGACUAAUGCUCUAUCGGAAGACGUUUCUAUAAAAGCCAGUGAUUUUUUGAAGUUACUAAACCUGAAAAACCACAGUUCUGCAAUGAGUGUCUUCCAUUGUCAUUCUGGAAUGUUAAUUAUAAGAUAAGUCAAUUGCUCAUUCUUAAUUUCGACAGGAGAGAAAGCAGGGGAACUGCGGUCAGCAGCUGCUUCCGAAGACCUAGGGCCCUGCAACCUCCCUUGGGGCACCUGCCGGCUCGGAGUCCACUCUUGUGGGCCUGUGGGCGUGCCUGCCGUGGGAGACCUGAGCGCGGAUGCCCCAUGCGGGGGCCCUGGGUCACCCAGGUGGGCCACUGUGUGCGGCCAUCUAAGUGCACCUCUGUGCCAUGGGGCGGGUUUGAAAAAGUGCUUUGGCUGGAGGGUUUUGAUACGUGUUUCAAGGGGGUUUAUAUCAUGACAUUUAGGCUUCAGGAGUUCAGAGUGCAGAGCCUCCCUGUGUUGACGCAAGGCCCUCCAUGGUGCCUUUCCAACUGCUUUGCCACAGAGGGCAGGCAGAACAUGCACUACGUGCCUUUUUGCCUAUUUUUCUGUAGACGUUAUUUUUCUAAAUAAAUUUCCCUUUUUCCUCCUGUUCAAAUUGACAGCUUUUCUAUUUAAUAAAUUGUAAAACUCCUA